GUAGAAGGAAAGGUCGUGGAUAUCGGUGGUCUGGAUGCGUCCGACGUCGAGUGACACAGUCAUAGUCACGAGUCUAGAUGUGUUCGGGCUGGAGAAAGUUGGUUAUAUGUGCUAGAAGACAAAGAAAUGGAGAACGUACCCCAAAACCAAUGCGCGAAGAAAGUUGUCGUCGAUGGAUGGCGUUGUAAUUUUGACGAUGAACGAAGGCCCUGGCGUCCAGGGAGAGGCCAGCGACGAAGAAUCUGGGUAUAACUUUUAUGGCGAUGGUACUAGUAGAAAACGAGCUGGUCCAGCAGGCCAAUUACUUGCCACCGGUCGCAUAGUCACGUGGUGGUUGUCACAGCGGAUCGCGAGGAACUCAACUAAGACAACUUGAACACACUUCAUGAUGGCCAACACUGUAUCUGAGAGGUUGGAAUGGUAUCGCGGCUACGUCCCGUUAUUUCCAUACGAGUUCAACCCUUCCGAUCCCAAAAAGGUGGAACAACACUGUCGUCAACUCGCACACUUUCGCCAGCUCGCUUUCAAAAACCCUCUGCACCCCGGACUCGCCUUUGACAUUACCAUCGCACCCCGCCACGAAGCUGUUCGCACAGAUUCCAAGUUCCGCUUACUUCCCCAGUUCGCUCUCCAAGGUGGUGAUUUCCAGUUUGUUUUGAAAAAUGCGAUACAAUGCGAGCCCGAACUCGGACUGUCUCAGAUUUGGGUUGCAGAAGUGAGAAAGAAGGGUAGUCCUGAGCCUGAGUCUUCUUGGGGGCAGGUAGUUCUCAAGCUGUUCCAAGCUUCUCUCCUUCGGUUUCCUCAGCCUACCUGGCAAGACCCUUUCAGCGAGUACUCGUGUCCCAGACAAUUAGCCUGCGUCGAAGAGCUCGUGUAUAACUCGCUUCAAGACAUCCAAGGAUGGAUAGUACCCUAUUUUUAUGGGAAACACAGGUUGACGUUGCCUAACGGAGAGUCUACCAGGGUCAAUGUGCUCGAAUACAUUGAUGGCAUGACCCUUGCUCAGCUACAUGACAUGUAUCCCACCCAUAUGACUACGCCAUUGAAACCGAAACUACAUCAUGAGUUACUGGAGAAACUGAAAGAGCUCUACUUCCCAGCGAUGCAAGGUAUAUUCGAAAUCGGCGCACGUCAUAUCGUUCUGUGUGAUCUCAACCCGGAGAAUAUCAUGAUCGGCCCUUCAUUGAACCAGGUUGUCUUCAUUGACUUUGGACAUGCGUUUAUCAACACGCCCAAGGAAGUUGUCGAUUCGUACAGGAAUUCCCUCAAGCUGGCAACUUGCGUCAUUGGAUGUUGUCGUCGGCAUAGGGCUGAUGUUACAAAGUGGGCAAAGAGGUGUUUAUCUGCUGACCUGCAGGUCCCUACUUCUAGUCCUUUGUAGCUAGAGUCAAUAUGAAUAUACGAAGGUUCCAGCAUUCAGGAAGAGGCUGGCUACGAAGAAUCUGGGUAUAGCUUUUACGAAACGAGGCUUAUGGUGCAGACGAAGCACGUCACUCAAAUUUUGGCAUACGAACAUACCUCAGCAGCCACCUUAUCUCACUACCUAUCUACAACGUCAUAUGGGAAGAGCCAGAGAUAUUCAGCUGAUCCUGUUUGCUUCUUAAUAUUUAAGCGAGAACUGCUGGGUAUCUGCGCGCCUCGUCGGCCUCUAUCGUGUUGAAUUAGGACGU
Desarmillaria tabescens is the source of this 1670-nucleotide messenger RNA. RefSeq lists its product as uncharacterized. Lineage: Eukaryota; Fungi; Basidiomycota; Agaricomycetes; Agaricales; Physalacriaceae. The transcript is spliced from 5 exons. Gene Ontology annotation, molecular function: ATP binding; protein kinase activity. The record is from RefSeq and is a predicted model, not a curated record. Bases 386 to 1381 code for a protein of 331 amino acids. Gene Ontology annotation, biological process: protein phosphorylation.